GUAGCUGCCAUGAACGCACCGCUCGUAACCAAGGCAAAGACGCUCUCGUUGGUUACCAGGGCAAACAUUUCGCUUUGUUAGCGUCCAGUCUGCUAGCUUGCCUGCCCAAUCUGCCAGAUUGUCAUCGAACAACCACCGCGAAUGCAACUGGAGUGUCGUUUCCCCAACCUGUAUGCGGUUUGAACGAGGCGGACAUCAUCCCCUUUCCUGCCAUUUUGAGCCACCAAGCUAGCUAACGUUAGCUCCGCAGCCACCAUGGCUGAAUUCGGGUGUAAUGCGCGUCAUCAGAGCGAGGUGAUCAACUACAUGCGAUUUGCUCGAUCCAAACGCUUGUUGAGACUCAAGACGGUGGAUUCCUGCUUCGAAGAACUCAAAGACAGCAGGCUGGUGGAGGAGACCUUCACGGUGGACGAGGUGCGCGACAUGCUGGACGGGCUGCACGCGGUGGUGCGCGGCGAGGUGGAGAUGGAACUCAUCAACACGGCGCACACCAACGUCCUGCUGCUGCGCCAGCUCUUCUCCCAGGCCGAAAAGUUCUACCUCCGCCUGCAGACGGACAUCUCCGAGCUGGAGAACAGGGAGCUACUAGAGCAAGUAGCUGAAUUUGAAAAGACUGACUUUAAAGUUUCUGAUAAGAUGAACCAGGACUGCAGCAAACCCAAGUUGGCACCGCUUAAUGAAGGCGGAGUUUCAGAACUUUUAAACAAGGAGAUUGCAAAACUACAGGAGGAGAACGAUACACUGAAAGCCAAACUGCGCACUUUAGAAUCGCAGGCAAUGAAUGUGCUGGACGAGAAGACAAAGGCCCAGAGAGCCCUUAAAGAUCUCCAGAAGGUGCAAGGUGACCAGCAGCUGACGGCUCAAUCCAAGGAGAUCAGCUGUCUGGAGGACACGAUGGCGGCCCUCAAGGAGGACUACGAGCACUCGCUGACGGUCAACGCCGCCUCCCAGAAGGACCUGCAGGAGAACCUGGUCUCUGCCAAACACGAACUACUGCGAGUGCAGGAGCAGCUAGCCUUAGCGGAGAAGGAAUUGGACAAGAAGUUCCAACAAACGGCGGCCUAUCGCAACAUGAAGGAUAUCCUGACGAAGAAGAACGAGCAGAUUAAGGAAAUUAGAAAACGAUUGCAGAGAUACGAGCCGAACGAAUGAGUCCCUGUCGCAGGUUGGGCCGCCGAUCAAAUGGAAGUUCGGGGAGAACGACGGAAGCAGAACGUACAGUAGGUUUUGGGAGCGGAAACCUUCAAUCCUGACGCAAGCAGAAUAAAGCAGCACUUCCCUGAGGACUUGUUUAUUCACGCUUAAGCCGACGUUUUUUCUCUCUUGUCGCUUUCUGGUUUCGGAUGGGCCGAUCAGAACCUUCUUAAACUGUAAGUUAUCGGUAUCUUUGAGGUUCUAUGCAACUUCGAUCGUGUCCGCGCUAGAAGAGGCCUUCAUUGGACUCUCCGAAUGAAAAAAGAAAUUUGCUCUUGGAAGCCACUUGGUUGAAUGAGAAGUCACUGAAAAAGCCAACGAAUGUCUGCUCUUUUGAAAGUGCUGCAGCUCCACUUUUCUGUUCUCGCUCAUUGAAUGACGCGCUGCUUUGUUAGCUAGAUUUCCCUCGCUUUGCUACAUGUAACAAAUAUAGACAAUUUUAGCAAAUGUGUACCUGGACAACGGAUCGUCAGAGUAAACCCAAAUCGACAUGGUCUACAUAUAGUAAACAUAUACUACAAAAUAUUCAACUAGACAUGCAUUCUGUUCUCUGUGGACUGGCAAAUUAAAAGCUGUUUGCAAAUACACUGUGGCAAUGUUUUAAGCGUUUUUACCACAUUGUAGCAGUCUGAUGGCCUAAACGGUAUCAAGAGCGCUGAUAUGCAUUUACAACCUAAAUUUGUCCACUAGGACUGGUUCUUUAACCAAUGAGAUUUCAAAUUUGUCCUCACAAGCCCCGUGCGCUGACCUUGAUGAUGUCAAGAUUUUUUCCAUCCUCUGGUUGGUUU
Messenger RNA from Phycodurus eques (leafy seadragon), 1982 nucleotides. RefSeq names its product leucine zipper transcription factor-like 1 (gene lztfl1). The record is from RefSeq and is a predicted model, not a curated record. Lineage: Eukaryota; Metazoa; Chordata; Actinopteri; Syngnathiformes; Syngnathidae. The transcript has 11 exons. Gene Ontology annotation, cellular component: cytoplasm. The coding region runs from base 256 to 1152 and encodes 298 amino acids. Gene Ontology annotation, biological process: negative regulation of protein localization to cilium.